AUGACACUGGGGGAAGAUCCCCCCACCCUGGUCCCGACUACAUGCUAUGUUGCUCCACCCACCACAACUCCUGGUGACCAAGGGCCAGACUCUCAGGGUCCCACAGUAGUGCUACCAUGUUAUUUCAGUGUUGAUUCAGGGACACUGGAUUUUCGCCAUCUUGUGGUUUUGUGGCAAUCUAAGGAAAAACAAGUGGCAAAGUUUGCUGACAACAUUCUUUUUAACAGCAGAAGGGCAUGGCUUUCUGUGGAUGAGCUGAGGAAAGGAAAUGCUUCCCUGGUACUUACCAAUGUUUCACCAGCAGAUGCAGGGGAUUAUACAUGUGAUGUCCAAUACUUGUCAGACACAAAACCAAGAGUCACCGUCUCUCUAAAUGCAGAAGAUGUUGCCCCACCCACUAUCACUCCUGGCUCCCAUGGGGCAGACUCUCAGGGCCCCACAGUAGUGCUACCAUGUUAUUUCAGUGUUGAUUCAGGGACAUGGGAUUUUCGCCAUCUUAUGGUUUUGUGGCAAUCUAAGGAAAAACAAGUGGCAAAGUUUGCUGACAACAUUCUUUUUAACAGCAGAAGGGCAUGGCUUUCUGUGGAUGAGCUGAGGAAAGGAAAUGCUUCCCUGGUACUUACCAGUGUUUUACCAGCAGAUGCAGGGGAUUAUACAUGUGAUGUCCAAUACUUGUCAGACACAAAACCAAGAGUCACCGUCUCUCUGAAUGCAGAAGACAUUGCCCCAUCAAGCACCAUACCUGGUACCAAUGUAACUGUGGGACACACACUGCUGCUGCCUUGUUAUUUUUCUGUUGACUCUGGGACACCUGACUUGCACCAUCUCGUAGUGGAGUGGGAAUUUAAUAAAACUCCUCUGGUUAGCUUUACUGAUAAUAUUCUUUUUAACACCAGAAGGGCAUGGCUUUUUGCGGAUGAACUCAGGAAAGGAAAUGCUUCCCUGGUACUCACCAGUGUUUCACCAGCAGAUAAAGGUGAUUAUACAUGUAAUGUCAGAGAUCUCUCGGGCAAGAAACCAAAAGUGACAGUCUCUCUAACCUCUGAAGAUGUUGCCCCACCCACCACCACUCCUGACUCCCAAGGGGCAGACUAUCAGGGCCCCACAGUAGUGCUGCCGUGUUAUUUCAGUGUCGACUCAGGGACUGUGGAUUUGGACCAUCUUGUGGUUUUGUGGCAAUCUAAGGAAAAACAAGUGGCAAAGUUUGCAGACAACAUCCUUUUUAACAGCAGAAGAGCAUGGCUUUCUGUGGAUGAGCUGAGGAAAGGAAAUGCUUCCCUGGUACUUACCGAUGUUUCACCAGGGGAUGGAGGGGAUUAUACAUGUGAUGUCAAAUACUUAUCAGACACUAAACCAAGAGUCACUGUCUCUCUAAACGCAGAAGAUAUUGCCCCAUCAAGCACCAUACCUGGUACCAAUGUAACUGUGGGACACACAGUGCUGCUGCCUUGUUAUUUUUCUGUUGACUCUGGGACACCUAACUUGCACCAUCUCGUAGUGGAGUGGGAAUUUAAUAAAACUCCUCUAGCUAGAUUUACUGAUAACAUUCUAUUUAACAGCAGAAGGGCAUGGCUUUUUGCAGAUGAACUCAGGAAAGGAAAUGCUUCCCUGGUACUCACCAAUGUAUCGCCAGCAGAUAAAGGUGAUUAUACAUGUAAUAUCAGAGAUCUCUUGGGCAAGAAACCAAAAGUGACAGUCUCUCUAACCUCUGAAGAUCUUUCUCCACCAAGCACAACACCGGAUUCCAAAGGGGCAGACCACCAUGGACACGCAGUGCUACUUCCAUGUUACUUCAGUGUUGACUCUGAGACAGUGAACUUGAAUCAACUUGUAGUGCAGUGGCAACAUGGGGAAAAUGAUAUAGCCAAGUUUAUGAACAACAACCUGUUUAUCAAAAGAAGAGCAUGGCUUUCUGUGGAUGGGCUGAAAAAAGGGAAUGCUUCCUUAUUACUAUUCGAUGUUUCACCAGCAGACACGGGAGAUUAUACAUGUGAUGUCAAUUACAUCUCAGAUACCAAACCAAAAGUCACAGUCAGUUUAAACAAAGAUGAUGUUUCCCCACCACGCACAACACCUGGAAUAGAUGAUACACAUCAGCAUGGACAUACAGUGCUGCUUCCAUGUUACUUCAGGUUUGACUCUGCGACAGCGGACCUGAACCAUCUUGUGGUGCAAUGGGAAUCCCAAGGAAAUCCUGUAGCCAAAUUUUCUAAAAACAGCCUGUUUAUCAAAAGAAGGGCAUGGCUUUCUGUAGAUGAGUUGAAGAAAGGGAAUGCAUCUCUGGUUCUCACCAAUGUUUCACCGGCAGAUGAAGGCGAUUAUACAUGUGAUGUCAAGUAUUUGUCAGACACAAAAUCAAGAAUGGAUAUUGCAUUAAGAACUGAAGAUGGUAAACCAGAAACUUUUAUACGUGGUCCCUCAGUUCGUGACAGAGAGAGAUCAACAGUGUUGCUGCCAUGUUACUUCACGAUCGAAUCUGGCACAAUGGAUUUCAGUCAUCUUGUGGUAGAAUGGGAAUUCCAGGGAUAUCAUGUGGCCAGAUUUGAGAACAAAAUUAUGUACAAAAGCAUCGCAGCAAGUCUUUCAGAGGAUGAGCUGAGGAAAGGGAAUGCCUCCCUCACACUUACCAGUGUUUCACCUAAAGAUGAAGGCGAUUAUAUCUGUGAUGUUACUUACCUUUCAGACACCAAGGCAAAAGUGAUCGUCACUUUAAAUGUGGAUGCUAUAGACUGUGGCACAUUACCCGAUAUAAACAAUGGCAACGCUGAGUACAUAAAUGGCACUGGAUUCGGAUCUGUAGUUUACUUCCACUGCAAUGAAGGGUACAAAUUAAUUGGAAGUAAUUACAGAACUUGUCUGACUGCUGAAUGGGAUCAACAAAGUCCACAGUGUAUUCGUAUGAGGUGUGAAAAACCGUCAUCAAUACCAGAUGGAGAAUAUGAACUGGAAGAAACUGUUAAUUCACAGACUGUUGCAAUCUACAGAUGUACCAAAGGUUUUCUUAUUGGAGAAGGCAAGCUUCAAUGUACUAAUACAGGCAUUUGGAAAGGAAAUUUACCUUCCUGCAGAGAUAUAAUAUGUGGAGGGCCCCCUUUAGUUCCACAUGGGGCAUAUGAACUUAAAUUCAAAACAAGUGAGGGAGAUGCAGAAUCUGAAAUAGUUGCCACAUACACGUGCGACAAGGGCCAUAUUGUUGGACACGACACUCUGGUUUGUACCAGCUCAGGAACAUGGAGUGAACCUAAACCUUCUUGCAAAGUUGAAUGUGAUGAGCCUCCAACUCUGGAAAAUGCUUACAUAUAUGUUGGUGGAAGAAUUACAUUUCCCAUAGGAACCAAACUGACUUACAGAUGUAGGCCUGGUUAUACUGGGCUUCAAAGUAUUAUUAGUUGUCAUAAAACUGCAAAGUGGACAAGACCCCGGAGUACUUGCAAACCAAGGAGCUGUGGUUCUCUGGAAGAUUUGCCUAAUGGAAGAAUAGAAUUUGAAGGUGGCAUCACAUUUGGAGCAGUUGCUCGAUUUUAUUGUGAUGACGGGUAUAACCUCAUUGGAAGAAGUUACAGAACAUGUCUGGCUGAUGGAUGGGAUUAUCAGAAUCCUUCUUGUGAGGCUCUCACAUGUGAUGAACCUCCAUCUAUAAAAGAUGGGACACAUGACCUGUACUUUAAUGGAGGAGACAUACAAUUGGGGCAGGUUGUCACCUACAAGUGUCAGAAAGGCAAACUUGUUGGAGAAAAAUCUAUUUUCUGUACAAGCAAAGGAACUUGGAGUGGAGACCCCCCUAAAUGUAUAGUCAGCAAAUGUCCUAACAUAGAUGUACAGCAUGGGAGGAAGACAAGCAAUUUUGGGCCAAACUAUGAGUAUGGCGAUUUGGUUACAUAUGACUGUAAACGCGGAUACAAUUUGCGUGGAAGUUCCCAAAUCAAGUGUGAAGAAAAUGACAUCUGGACUCCAGCUCCACCCACUUGUGAAAUUAAGGAUUGUGGUCCUUUGCCAGCCAUAAUGAACGGAAGGAUUACUUAUAAAACUGGAACCACUUUUGGAUCUUCUGCUUUAUUCAACUGUGAUAUUGGGUACAAGAUACAUGGAAGUUAUUACAGAAAAUGUGAUGAUGAUGGAUGGGAUUCCACAAAUCCAAUAUGUGAAGAAGUUUCAUGCAAAGAACCUCAUGUGGAAAAUGGAAUCAAGAUAUCUGAUAAUGCUUCAGUUUACUACUACGAUGACAAGAUCACCUUUGAGUGUAAGCCACGGUUUGAAAUGAAAGGCAAACCCACUAUCCGUUGUAACGAACGAGGAGAGUGGUCUCCUGAAACACCAAAAUGCACUGUUAAAUCUGAGCUCUGUAUUGCAGUAGAAGAGAGAAAGAAGUUUUACCAGUGUGGCAUGAGCUGGGACAAGUGGACAUCUUUCUUGGCACAGGAGAAGCUUUACCUGGAAAUACGCAAACUGAAGUUGCUUGAAAAACGAUAUUCUAAGAUUGCAGUCAUGAAGAAAUAUAUAAGUGACAUGUCUAAAAAGUAUGUAAACGAGAUAUAAGAUCUCAGUGGAAUAGAACACAUUUAGAAGCACUACAGAAUAAGUAAUUUAAGGCAGUGUGACAUAGUAGUUAAUCAGCGGUAAGUUAUCUGGAUGGACUCCCAUUGCUCUCCUGUGGACACAGUGCAAUUCAUAACAAGCCAUUUCACAAGACUUGUGGGUCAUUCAUAAAAAAAGAAGCUGCACUUAAUUUUUAAAUUGUUAAAGCAAAAUUAUAUUCUGUUUGUAUUUCACCUUUUUUUUUUUAGUUAAAGACAGCUGAAAGAAAACAAAAUCUGUUGUAUUGUGUUUUUGAGAUCAGUAUUGUGUUUUUGAGAUCAGUGUUGUUUAUAUCUGUCUACUGGACGUCUGUGGUCCAUUUUUGACAUCACAUGACAUCUCAUUGAAAUGGACUGCAAUGCAGAGAGAUUACUUAUAAAUGGGAACAAAAGACAAUUACAUUAAUUCAGGGGUGAUACUAAUGUAUUGGACAAUAUCUACAUCUAUUGGGCAUCACACAAAUACUUCAUAUCAAACAGCGUGUUCUGCAUUUUUCCAAAAAGUAGCCGGUAUCAUGUAAAACCUACAUUAUCCUUUGCCACUACAGAGGCAGUGUCACACUACAUCUACCUGCAAACAGACAUCAAACAUGUUUAUGGUGUGCACUGAA
Protopterus annectens (West African lungfish) is the source of this 5185-nucleotide messenger RNA. RefSeq lists its product as uncharacterized. Bases 1 to 4536 code for a protein of 1511 amino acids. The record is from RefSeq and is a predicted model, not a curated record. Lineage: Eukaryota; Metazoa; Chordata; Ceratodontiformes; Protopteridae. The transcript is spliced from 22 exons.